Messenger RNA from Scatophagus argus, 3518 nucleotides. RefSeq names its product serine incorporator 4 (gene serinc4). Gene Ontology annotation, cellular component: membrane. Lineage: Eukaryota; Metazoa; Chordata; Actinopteri; Scatophagidae. The coding region runs from base 710 to 2260 and encodes 516 amino acids. The record is from RefSeq and is a predicted model, not a curated record. The transcript is spliced from 11 exons.
AGUCGUGAUAACUUGUUGGGAUUAUGGAUGUGGCCUCUUUCUGUGAGUGACACAUAAAACUGAGACCUGGACCACGUCUUCGGGGUGGUCUUCAUGCAGGGGAGGCCGAGAGGUGUCAGGCAUGAGCAUCUGCAAAUCAGAUGGGGUAACUGUUUAAUUUUGAAAGACAGGAUCAAUCACGAGUAUUGGCCAAUCCCGUUAUACUGCAGCCAUGGGGGAAGGGAAGGGAGGGACAGAUGGGACUGACACAUGGUCCCUGUCGACCUCCUACUCCUCCUCCUCCUCACCCCUCCUCCCCUCACAGACUCUCUGCCUAAUCUGACCGGGUAGGACAGGGGGAGGAUGGGGGAGGGCACCGGGCAUUCGCCACCACCUCUCCCUCUUUUCUGGCAGCACCCAACAUAGUCGCAGAGCCAAAGCACGCAGGAUAUGGGCAAAAAAACAACUUAUUCCCCUGUGAGACUGGACUGAGAGCAGCUGAACCGGUGCUCAUGCUGAGGCUCUCGGCAGCAGGGAGCCCAGCCGGACUAGAAUCACCACUAAUCCAGCAAAAGGAGCGUGUAGGCACAACCUGCUGGACUCUUUGGUCUUACUUUUUAUUCUCGUUUUCUAACAGGCCAGUCAGAGGAAGUCAUGCUCUGGCCUCUGUAAGGAUGUGAGGAUCCCAUCUUUGCAGGCUUGCUGAGAAAACCUGUUUGUGUGGAAAUUCAUGGCCAAAUGUAGAGUCGUGGUGGCAGAGGAAAAGCAGUUUAGAGGCACAAUGUCGGCCACUCAGGGGAUGAACCGCAGCGGCGUCUACAACUACUUCCUCAACAUGGUGGCCUAUCAGAUAUGCUGUUGCUGUGGUCCAGCUCCCUGCUCGCUCUGCUGUGCCUUCUGUCCGCCGGUCAAGUCCUCCACCAGCACGCGGGUCAUGUACACCCUGUUCCACAUCAUGAGCUGCGCCGUCUCCUGCCUCAUGCUGUCCCGCACCGUCUCUGAGCUCGUCAGGGAAAAUGUGCCUUUCUUCAACGUGGUGUGUGACCAGGCGCACGGCGGAGGCCACUGUGAGAUGCUUGUGGGCUACUCAGCGGUCUACAGAGUCUGCUUUGGCACUUCCUGUUUCUACCUGAUGAUGGCGAUCUUCCUCAUAGACGUGAAGUCCAGUCAGGACUUCAGAGCGCUCAUACACAACGGCUUCUGGUUCCUGAAGUUCAUCACGCUGCUCGGGAUGUGCACCGCCGCCUUCUUCAUCCCAACAGAGUCCUUCCUCCACGCUUGGCAUUAUGUCGGCGUGGUGGGAGGAUUUGCCUUCAUCCUCAUCCAACUCAUCCUCAUCACAGCAUUUGCACACACCUGGAACAAGAACUGGCUGACCGGAGCAGCAGAGAACAAGCGCUGGUAUCUGGCGGUGAUGUGCGCCACCCUCUUCUUCUACACCAUCGCCACCAUGGCCUUCACCUUCAUGUACAAGUACUACACACACCCCAUCGCCUGCCACUUCAACAAGGCCCUGCUGUGGAUCAACCUGGGACUCUGCGGCCUCGUGUCCUUCAUUGCCGUCACACCGUGCGUGAAGCAGAAGCAGCCUCGGUCGGGCCUCCUCCAAGCCUCCAUCAUCAGCUGUUACGUCAUGUACCUCACUUUCUCUGCGUUGUCCAGCCGUCCACCAGAGAAAGUGGUGUAUCAGGGCACCAACAUGACCGUCUGUUACCCCAGUGUGGGACAAGAUGGCAUCCAGAAUGAAGGCAACGCUGUGGCCAUCAUUGGAGCUGCCAUCAUGUACUGCUGCGUCCUCUUCGCGUGUAAUGAAGCUUCCUACCUGGCUGAGGUGUUCGGUCCGUUCUGGAUGAUCAAAGUUUACCGCUACGAGUUUCAGAAAGCCACCUGCUGCUUCUGCUGCCCCGAGGAAGAGGAAGCUGAGGAUGAGUUUGUGAUUGACGACGAAAGCAAAGGCUGUCAGAAGGUCAUUCACAACGAGACCCAGCGAGUGGCCUACAGCUACUUCUUCUUCCAUUUCGUCUUCUUCUUGGCCUCGCUGUACGUCAUGAUGACCCUCACCAACUGGUUCAGCUACGAAUCUGCUGUGCUGGAGACCACCUUCACCCACGGCAGCUGGUCUACGUUCUGGGUGAAGAUGUCGUCCUGCUGGGCCUGUGUGAUCCUCUACCUCUGGCUGCUGCUGGGCCCUCUGUGCAGCUGUCAGUCUGAAUCCAGACCUCGCCGCGCUCGCAUCAAACGCCGCUCGGCGUCCUCCCGUCAUGUCACUGUCAGCGUCUGACACUCUCAGUGAGGGGCCAGGCAGGAGGGAGGCGGGAGGGGCCGCGAUGUGGACCAGAGGUCAGGUGACUUCCCCGCCGUGUCCCACAGGAGAGGAUUUUCAGGAAGGUCACAGGGGUCAAAGACUCGCGGUGCUGUGAGAAGGACCAAUCAGAGGGCUCAAUGUUCAGUGGCCCAUCGAUCUGUGAAGAACUGGUUAAGACCUGACCUCACGGGCUGAACACCAUGAAGUUAAACCACUAACAAGGACUUGACUGUGGUUGGAAACACACUUACAGUAUGAAUUGCCAAAGGGGUCAGAGGGGGUGGACUCUCACCCCCUAUAAUGUGGGAAUUACAGGAAGUAGGUGUACAGCUGGAUUUAUGAUUUUUUUAUUCUUUAAUUUUAGUUAUUUUAAAUUCUUGGCAGUAUUUAGACUUUUCAGAUUAUAUCAGAGGAGGAAUUAGAGAUAUUUGCUGUAAUAUCACAAGCACACGUCCCACAUAUGUUUUUGAUCAUGAACAAAUCUUUCUCAAAGCUGCAGACGGGGAGCUCUGAAUCUUUUCUGCAUCUUUUUUUUCAUUCUCACAACUCAAAACCCACACUGAAAUUUCAGCUCAAUGAUGCGAUACAAAGAAAAUAUCCUGUGGUUUGCAGAAACGUACAGCGGCAACGUUUAUUCUGGUGAUUGGGUUGAUGAUACUACACAACACACACUCACACUCACACACACACUGUGGCGAUUAAUCACUACGUCACCCUGCAGUCACAUUCACUGGUUACACUGUAAGCCUUGAAAACUUGUUCCAGCUAUUUGGGAACAUGUCUGUGGAGACUCUCAGUCAUCCAGGUCAUAUUCACUCAAAGAGUUAACUCUGUAACUCUUUGAGUGAGCUAUUUGGGAAAUGCACUGUGCCUUGUGUGCAGAUUACACAGACGGUAUGACAGGUCGAGCGGUGAGUUUUAGAUUUGUGGCAUACUGUUGAGGUUUGCACAGCCACGCUAGCUGUGUCCGUUUCCACUCUUUGUGCUAAGCUAAAGCUAAACUGACUCCCAGCUGUGGUCUGACAGUCAGUGCACAUGACAUGAGAGUGUGUCAUCAAUCAUCUCAGUUAACCCUCCUGGGUGUGUGUGUGUGUGUCCAAAAAGGUAAAACUGUUGCUUGACUUUUCAACCCAGUGUAAAAAUGAACUGCAGCUAAUUACUCCAAAACCCCAACUUGAAAUCUCCUACUGGAAUGGCAAUGAAUGGAAGUCAUGCCGUCGUUAAUAACUUGUUA